AGGUUUAUAAGCUCAGGUGUCGUCUGGCAGGCGUCGAUACUGCAGAUCCCCCUGUGGCGUACACAUUCAACAUGAAGGUCCUCUUGUUUCUGGUGCUGGUGGCGGUGGCGGCCGAGGCGGCGUCCCUGCGCGACAAGCGAGGCCUCUCCCUGACGGUGGGCCACGCGCCCAUCAUCGCCGCCUCCCCGCUGGUGCACGCCGCGCCGCUGGCGGUGGCGCACCCCGUGCACGCCGUCCACGCCCCCCUGGUGUCGCCCCUGGCCUACCACGCGCCGCUCGCCGUGCACGCGCCCCUCGCCCUGGCACACGCGCCCCUGCUGGGCCACUCGCCCUACCUCCUGCACUAGGUGACAACAUGUCACCGCAGGCUGCAGAUGCCAUGUGUGGAAUGACGCGGCAUGGCGCGGCUCAACCAGUCGAUUCGGCAUUCCUGUGCGUGACUGUACGCCACGCGUGACCCACUACUUGGAAGCCAUUGCCAAAGGCCUGCCCUGCAGCGCCUGCAGCCACGCACAUAUGUACAAAACCGAGUUCCAAUUAUUGUGCUUUCUCGAAAGUUGAAAUAAAAGUUGGGAAUGGCGAAAA
Thrips palmi is the source of this 585-nucleotide messenger RNA. Its product is annotated as larval cuticle protein F1. NCBI's taxonomy places the organism in Eukaryota, Metazoa, Arthropoda, Insecta, Thysanoptera, Thripidae. The transcript has 3 exons. Bases 72 to 347 code for a protein of 91 amino acids. The record is from RefSeq and is a predicted model, not a curated record.